Molecule: messenger RNA, 879 nt
Organism: Plasmodium vivax (malaria parasite P. vivax)
Lineage: Eukaryota; Apicomplexa; Aconoidasida; Haemosporida; Plasmodiidae
Product: variable surface protein Vir7, putative
Exons: 2
Coding region: 1-879 (292 amino acids)
Source: RefSeq, a predicted model, not a curated record
AUGAAAGCAUUAUGUUAUGUUUAUAAUGAAAGUGCAAGCUCUAGCUUCGAUAAAAAUAUUUGUGACUACUUGUACUAUUGGUUAAGCGAUAUUAUAGUAACACACUUAAAAAAUAAAUCAUUAUAUAUACAAAUCCUUGCCAUGCUUUAUGAUGUUCUAUAUAAUAAUAAAGGCGAACGUAUAUGUAAUAAAAUUGAUUAUAAAAUUAAUGAAAAUGGCAUUAAAAAAUUUAAGUUAAUUUUUGAUUAUUCACAAGAUUAUAAUACCUACAUGACACAACUUACUCAAGAUAACCAUAAAUGCACCGAAAAUUAUAAAGAUUACCUUCAAAAAUAUGUCGAUUCAUAUAAUGAGUUAAAAAGUGAAUGCGGAAGAUAUGAUAAUUCUUAUAAUUAUUGUGGUAAUUUUAAAACAUAUAUUUCUAAUAAGGAUCCUAUACAUUUAUCUACAUGGAUACGUAAGUUAGAGGUAACUAAAGAACAAACAAAAGAAGAUAGUAUUGGAGAUGAAGGGCAUAUACCAUUACAACCAACAUUAACGGCAGGACCAGGUACUGAAGGACAACCUAGACUUUCAGGUGCUCAAUCAGAUAGUAGMUCAACUGAAUUGGGUAUUAUUGCAKCACCCUYRAAUGACCCUCCCACACMUAUAACWUCUAAAAGUAUCACUGCCGUUGCUUCGACUGCUGGAUUUUUAGUUCCUUCUUUUCUAAUGUACAAAUUUACWCCAGCUGGUACCUGGAUAAACAAAUUAUUAGGGAGGGCAYCAAACWUAAAYCAUAUUCCUUUAAGAGAUUCUGGAAUUAURGAUCAAUUUCCCGAUUCUGGGCGCUUCAAUACAGAGAAUGRUGSAUUUAAUAUUUCAUAUAGUCCAKAAUAA